UGACGUUCAUAUGACAUAUGCAUAUACGCAUAUGUCAAAAAGGCUUCCGCACUAAUAGAUUACUACUUACACAGUAUCACCAAUCCACAGAAAUUAAAUUGUGUUGUCUAAGGAUUUUUGUUAUUACCAACAUUAUCCCCUCUUUUUUUAUGGAAAUUGUGUAAUUCUAAAAAUAAAUGUCAUGAAUUGGUAUCUUCCGUGUAAAUGAGACCUGCAAACAUCAUCAAUUAAAUACAAAAUUUUCUGAUUGGUGUUUCACAUAGUGUAAUGGUGUUUCAUUUAAAAAUCCUAAGCACUGGUCAAUGUGAAUGGAAUGAAUUAAAUAUUCUAACCUGAAAAGUCAAUUUUAACGAUUAAUAUCUUGCUUCGCGGAACAGAGCUGUGUUUUUUUCUGCCAAAUUUCGUUUCGUGUCAAGUAAUCAUAAUUUCAUCAAAAUUAUAACUGCUGAGAGUAAACAGAAUAAUUACUCGACAUUUAGCUACAUUUUUUUUAAAUAUUAAAAUCAAAAAAGUAUUGUCGAAAUGUCGGAGAAGAAGAGAGUACUCAUGGUUUGUUUAGGUAAUAUUUGUCGUUCGCCGAUAGCGGAGGCAGUGUUUCGAAAUGAGAUGAACAAAAGAGGUUUGCAACACCAAUGGGAAGUAGAUAGCGCUGCCCUUAUAGGAUAUCAUACAGGUAAAAUACCAGAUAACAGGGCAUUAAGUACGCUAAAAGAAAAUGGAAUCACUAAUUAUUCCCACAGAGCACGCCAAAUUGAACAAACAGAUUUUGAUAAAUAUGAUUGGAUAUUUGGUAUGGAUCAUGAGAACAUAAAAAAUUUAAAACAACUGAAACCAAAAAACAGUCAAGCAAAAGUGGAACUUCUUGGGAGCUAUAAUUCAAGUGGAGAUCCUAUAAUACGAGAUCCAUAUUAUGAUUACAAUAGUGUUGGAUUUCAGAGAGUCUAUGAGCAAUGUUUGGCGAGUGUGACAGCAUUCUUGAAUAAAUAUUCAAGUUGAUGUAAAGAUUAAAAUAUGUACAUGAUAUUUAUAUAUACUUA
Molecule: messenger RNA, 1037 nt
Organism: Pogonomyrmex barbatus (red harvester ant)
Lineage: Eukaryota; Metazoa; Arthropoda; Insecta; Hymenoptera; Formicidae
Product: low molecular weight phosphotyrosine protein phosphatase 1-like
Biological process (GO): protein dephosphorylation
Cellular component (GO): cytoplasm
Molecular function (GO): acid phosphatase activity; non-membrane spanning protein tyrosine phosphatase activity
Source: RefSeq, a predicted model, not a curated record